Cinara cedri is the source of this 179-nucleotide messenger RNA. NCBI's taxonomy places the organism in Eukaryota, Metazoa, Arthropoda, Insecta, Hemiptera, Aphididae. The record is from the annotation of a GenBank genome assembly.
AUGGAACUGAAAGAAACAAUGACGGAAAACCAUAUACAAACACGUUCUCAAUUGGCACGGAAGUACGCAAGCAGAAUGACAGUAAUGUUGGGAAAGAUAAUAAAUAUGGCAUAGAUAGUAUGGAUGAAAUAGACAGAACCAAUUUCGACGAUUUUGGUAGAAAACACCAAAAGAAAUAA